Schistosoma turkestanicum is the source of this 1320-nucleotide messenger RNA. Lineage: Eukaryota; Metazoa; Platyhelminthes; Trematoda; Strigeidida; Schistosomatidae. The record is from the annotation of a GenBank genome assembly.
AUGAUUGCGUCUCUAUAUGAACCACCAUUUAUGAUAAUAUCUGAAGGAUGGACCACUUGUAAUAUUUCUGAUUCAAGUACACCUACUGAGAACUGUGAUCUAUUUCGAAGUGAUUGGUCACAAGGACAAAGAGGAAGAUGUCCCAUAUAUGCCCACUCUAACCUGAAAUCACUCUUAUGUGAUGUACCAGAAUUGAAUAAACUACAAGAUUCCGCGUGCAUCUCUCUGAAACCUUUAAACACAGUCAUGAUCACUUCAACAUGGCUGUGUCGUGAUCAUCAUGCUUUCAGACUGGCUAACAAACUACCCAGUUCAGUACCUUUCAAUAUGCCGUUCAUAUCACAGCAAUGUGUUGGAUUGUUUCGUAUAUUUCCAGUAGUUAGCAGUAGCGUAUAUGGGCAUAUGGGACGUAUUAAUUUCAUAUCGAAAUCUAGAGAGUUUUUAAAUCCCACCAAUCUUAAUAAAACUCGAGCUUUAUUGGGUGCUGCAGCUGCAAUCGGUAUUGGUGGCCUUUGUCUCUAUGGUUUAUCUGGAAAGAAUGGUGCACUUUCAACUUUUGAUCGUCCAUUUGCUUGGCCGGAUUACGUAAACCAACGUAUUCGAGCAACGUAUGGCUACCUAGUGGCUAGUGCCAUCAUCGCAGCUGGUUCAGCGGUUGCAUUUUUUCAGUCUCCUACUAUGUGUCGUUUGAUGCUUAGUGGUGGGUGGCUUGCUCCUAUCGGAAUGGUGGCAUUAAGUAUGACUACAGGAGUCAUUUGUCAGUCAAUUACAUAUCCACCAUCGGGUCUAAAUGCUAAACAUUUAGUAUGGAUUGCACAUUCUGUUGCUUUAGGCAGUAUGUUGAUGCCUAUUUGUUUGGCUGGCGGAACAAAUUUUAUUCAAGCUGCCAUGUAUACUGGAGGUAUAGUGGGUUCUAUGUCAUUGGUUGGAAUGACAGCGCCAUCAGACCGUUUUAUCAACUGGGGUAAUCCUUUAGCUAUCGGUUUAGGAAUUGCUGUUGUUUCACUUAUUGGUUCCAUUUUUUUAUCUCCUGUAAAUCGUUUUGGAUCUGGCUUAGCGUCCAUUGAUCUUUACGGUUGUCUUCUUCUAUUUUCUGGAUAUCUACUCCACGAUACACAACAUAUGAUAAGACGGGCAAAAUCUCAUCCACCUCCAAACUUCCAUUCCCCAGGCUUACCAAAUAACAGCGGAUUUCAGAAAUCAGAAGGAUCAAAACCAUUUGACCCAAUCAACGAUUCUAUUCGAAUUUUAUUAAAUGCUGUGAACAUAUUUAAUCGUAUGGCAACAAUGCUGUCUAAUGGUGGCCAGUGCAAGAUAUGA